Helobdella robusta is the source of this 2472-nucleotide messenger RNA. RefSeq lists its product as hypothetical. Gene Ontology annotation, molecular function: protein binding. Bases 1 to 2472 code for a protein of 823 amino acids. The record is from RefSeq and is a predicted model, not a curated record. The transcript is spliced from 13 exons. NCBI's taxonomy places the organism in Eukaryota, Metazoa, Annelida, Clitellata, Rhynchobdellida, Glossiphoniidae.
AUGGCGCUAGUAGAAUUAAAAACGCAUUAUCACUUUGGAUUGACGGCAGCUGUGUCUGGUUCUCUAAUCUUUGUUAGCGACCACAUAAUUGCAUACCCCAGCGGGGCAGGAGUCAUCAUACACAACAUUGAUUCCAACACGCAACAAGUUUGUCCUACAGUUUCAAGGAGCAGAGGUGUUACGGCUAUGGCUUACUUUGAACCGAACAAAAUAUUAGCUGCGGCAGAGAAAAGUGAUGGUGACAAACCAUUCAUAAGUUUCUUUGAAGUAGAUUGGAAUCAACUGAAGCGCCGAAAAGCGGUACAGCCCAACCAAAUACAAUCGGAUAGAUUUGAAAGUCUUAGUUUCUCGUCAGAUGGGAAGUUUUUAGCGGCUAUCGGGGGUCCACCUGACCACUUAUUAGCCAUUUGGAUGUGGGACAGUAAGUCACAGGCUCUGGGAAAGAUAAAACUCGCCAACUUUGCAACAGGUCUUCCACCUCCUAUUCAGGGGAUUAUCAGCUUCAAUCCAGUAGACAGUCAACGUUUCGUAAUCUUCGGUCGCGAGACAUUGCGCCAGUACGUCAUUCACAUCUCAAACAUCGUGCCCUAUAAGCACUCGAGAAACGAAGGCCAACUAACUGCCUGGGUGGUCUGCCUCGCUUGGGUCAACGAGGACGCCAUGUUGGUGGGACUGGAUAGCAAUACGGUGCAGCUGUACGAAGGUGGAGAGCUGAAACAGGAGUUUCGAAUCUCCUAUUUAUCCGAGACAGAUUUCAUGUUGAGCGGCAUAGAAGAUCCAGACGAGUAUGCCAUACGUUGCAUUAGCGUCUUCGAGAAAGGAUUCGUAUGCUCGUGUGGCCGAGGUAAGGUCCACAUGUUUGAGAAGUCUGAUGACGUCAACGAAAGAUACAAAAAACUCAGAGAAAUUGAGUUGGUGCAGCGAACAACGAAAGGUGACACGGGUGGUUACGCCUUGACCCCCUUCAUCACGGCUCUGACUCUCAACACGUCCCAAAAAGUCUUCGCCUGUUUGACGGAUUCAGGAUUCGUGUACGCGUAUGAUCUGCUCAAAGAUUACAGAAAGGACGUGAAACCUCAGCUCUACUUGAUAACAUCGAGAGUCCACAAUAAAGAGAUAACCAGCGUGGAUGUGUGCGUAAGGAAACCGCUGAUCGUAACGAGCUCGCUGGACAAGACCGUACUGCUCUGGAACUAUGUUACCUGCCACUUAGAGCUGUACAAGGAAUUCGUAGAGCCGGUCUACAGCGUCUCGUUGCAUCCAGAUGGUCUCUGCUUGAUUGCUGGUCUUGAGAAAUCACUCAAGUUGAUGAACAUUUUCGUAGAUGAAAUCUAUCUGCUGAGAACUUUCCAAGUUUCUAACUGUAGAACCUGCCGCUUCUCAAAUGGUGGCCAGUACUUCGCAGUAGCCAACUGGAGCGUCAUUGAAAUCUACUCAUCUAUAACCCUCCAAGUGGUCUACCAUCUGCGCGGUCACGUCGACAGGGUCAAUAGAAUAUUCUGGAGUAAGAAUGACGUUCGUCUGGUCAGUGUCAGUGAAGAUGGCGAGGCGUUUGAGUGGGACGUCUUGGCCUCUAAGAAAGUGUCCGAAAAUGUUUUGAAGCACUGCCGAUAUUAUGACACGUGUAUCGAGGGCAAGUCCAUAUUCGUUGUUGGCUCUGAUUUCGUCGUCAAGGAGAUUCAAGAUUCCACGAUAACAAAGAGGUUUUCAGCCAAUGGCAUCCAGAUAACUCGUAUAGCCAUCAACAAUUUAGGUCGUUGCAUGUUUCUGGGUCUCUGGACCGGGGCCCUCAGGUCUCUACAGUACCCACUAACUGAACCCGACGAAUAUUUGGAGUUUCAGGGUCACUUUGCCCCUAUUACUGGAUUAAGGGUGACACCUGACGACCAGUUGCUCGUCUCGAUAUCGGAAGAUUCGGUAGUAAUCGUUUGGACGAUCGUCGAUAGCAAGCUCAUCACCCAAUCAAAAUUUGAGAACCUCUUCAGUAAGGAGGUUCUCGCUAAUCCCAUCGACCUCGAAGAUAAGAACAAGCGACUGAACCGGCUGGAGGUGAAAGUGGAGCAACUGAAGAUGGAGAACCAGCUUCAACUGCACAACCGCGAUGCCAAAUAUAACGACAACCUCGCCAAAGUCACGCACAAACUCAAGAGCGAAUUGGAGCAAGUCAAGCAGAAAAAUUUUGUAGGCUUCGAUUUAGAGAAGGAGAAUUCGGACGUGCAAGAGAAAUACUCGCAGCAUUUGAACGAUAUGAUCAAGAAACUGAGAAGCGACUGUGCUCUCAUCGAGCAGAAGAACAAGGACAAGUUGAAAGUGGAAGCGGAAAAGUACCAGGCACUACGAGAACAAGGCACCCAAUCCCAGGAGGAAUUCGAACAGGAGUUGGAAGAGAAGAAUAAAAAACUGUCGUCACUUCAAAACUCUUUGGCUCUUACACUCGCGUCUAUUAAAUCAGAAGUUGGUUUGAUUUUUUAA